CAAGCGUAAAUCCUCAGGAAAAAUCAACAAACUUGUAUCGUGUUAAAUAGUUUUACCACACACCGUAAAGUAGUCUAACCCGUUACCAAAGACAGCAAAAUGCAAAGCGACCGAAAUGUCAACAGAAUCUCGUGUUUCAUUCUCUUCCUGUUUGUUUUAAUUACCUGGGGAUAUGUUAUCAAUGCUGGACCUUAUUUAACGAACGUUGAUGAGAUGAAUUAAUUAUGGAACUUCUGAAUGAAAGCUCAGCAUUGCUCAGUAACUACGAAGUCUACACUUUAUUAUUGGACAUCCAAGCUGGCCGAAAUGGUCAGAGCAAGCCCACCAAGAAUCAGACUAGUUUGGCUACGGUAACGUAUGAAACGGUUAAAUAUUUAGAAGGUACCAGCUGUAAGCAUUUGAAUGCACCGGCUGUGAAGGAAUUCAUUCGGCAUUUGGCACCAUUCCAUUUGACAAAGGCCGAGAAACUGCAGCUGUUGAAUCAGCGUCCGACAACGGCCGUGGAGAUCCAGUUGUUGAUAGAGGAGAGCGAAGAACGGUUGACUGAAACUCAGGUGUAUCAGCUUCUUGAUGUGGUGUCCAAAUACCUUCCAGAUGGUUCGUUAGACCUGUCUGAGGAGAGUGAUGACAAAAUUGUGUACGGAGAUGAAGGGGAAGAGGAGGAUGAGCAACAACAGGAGAAGAACGAAGAGUCGGAAGAGAGAAUUGUGAAAAUGGAACAAGAUGAGAACAAUGUGUCUGUGGAGGGACAAGAGGAGGUUGAAGAAGCUGAAGAGGAAGGUGGGUCCCUCGUUAUGGACGUAACCUCGCCUGUAAAUGAGGAUUCUUCCUGAUGUCUUCAACCACUCUAAUGUAUUAAUGUAAAAUAAGAUAUUUUUGGAUUAUUUUA
Octopus sinensis (East Asian common octopus) is the source of this 889-nucleotide messenger RNA. Its product is annotated as DNA-directed RNA polymerase III subunit RPC9. Gene Ontology annotation, biological process: transcription initiation at RNA polymerase III promoter. NCBI's taxonomy places the organism in Eukaryota, Metazoa, Mollusca, Cephalopoda, Octopoda, Octopodidae. Gene Ontology annotation, molecular function: nucleotide binding. The record is from RefSeq and is a predicted model, not a curated record. Gene Ontology annotation, cellular component: RNA polymerase III complex. The coding region runs from base 225 to 833 and encodes 202 amino acids. The transcript has 2 exons.